AUGGAUUGGAUUAACCGAGCCCGUUUCCUGAGACCCCCGAUCGAUCAAGCCGAAAUGGUUGACCAAAUUAUAUCCCACUUUUCAUUUAACAUUUCCGUCGCCCUCCGAGGUCUCCGUAUCGUCACAACUAAUGAACUCAUCCAACAGCUCUCCCACCUUCAACAGGCCCAUUCCCCUCAAAAUACCCAGAAUAGUCAAACUGCCUCCUCUCAUCAAAAUCAAAAUUCACAACAGAACUCUUUUGGCCACAAUAAUCAAAAUAGAUACCCUCCCCGUCAAAACAAUUACUCCCCUCGUUUCAAUAGUUACAAUAGACCUCAAACGGAUAACACUCAAAAUCAAUCAUCACCCCCAUCACCAGACCAGGCCAUUUCCCCUUCGGGAAACUAG
This is a messenger RNA of Macrosiphum euphorbiae (potato aphid), 390 nucleotides long. NCBI's taxonomy places the organism in Eukaryota, Metazoa, Arthropoda, Insecta, Hemiptera, Aphididae. The record is from the annotation of a GenBank genome assembly.